Messenger RNA from Cataglyphis hispanica, 2804 nucleotides. RefSeq lists its product as uncharacterized. The record is from RefSeq and is a predicted model, not a curated record. The coding region runs from base 4 to 1284 and encodes 426 amino acids. The transcript has 5 exons. Lineage: Eukaryota; Metazoa; Arthropoda; Insecta; Hymenoptera; Formicidae.
AUCAUGGAGGACGCACCGACGAUCGCGCUCGAUUCCACAGUGAGAAGUCUAAAUUCAAGUUAUUCGAAGGAAUCGAAAGAUUCGAUGAAUUCGGAAUCAAAGCCGGAGAGUUGUCUAGAAUCGAAACAUUCGAAAGAUGUUCUUAUCUCAGAGAAACAACAGCGGCAGCAUCAACAUCCAAAGGGCGCAUCCGAAAAUCGGCAGGAUCUGCAGGCAAUUUCUGAAACGAAGGAUGACUCUAAUCUACUCAUGUUCACGUCCUGCGGACAAUUGUUGCUCGGCAUCAUUCUAGUCGUUUUUGGGAUUCUGGCGCUCGUCCAUGGCGCUUCCUUGGGUGGUUCUGGUGCAGGGCUCUGGGCAGGUGCAGGUGCUUUAGUGGCCGGUGCACUAGGAGUAGUUGCAACGUUAGCAACGUCUUCCACCAAAACAAAUUCCGCUUUCGCAUCCGCUCAUCUUGCGUCUAGCCUGAUUGCCCUUGCUCUUUCAAACAUGGCCGCUAUAACGGCCUUGACAGCAGUCGUCAGGGACUCGCAGAGGUCAUCGGAAGUGUCCUUUUUCAACCUCUCGAGUGAUGACAGUGACGUGAUGCAAGUAGACAGUGGUUUAGCAGGUCUGCUGGCGAGCAUUGGCUUGCUAGUGGCCAGUGUAGCGGAGCUAUUGGUAUCCGGUUAUAGUUGUUUAACCUUGACACCAAAGUUAUGCGGUUGUCUACGAAAUAACAUUACGGACGAAGCGACGAGUGAUGGUCAUUUGAAGACUCGCAACAUGGUUCAUCAAUGGGUCAUCGCGCAGAAUCAUGUGCCUAUUAAGAACCAGCAGCCACCGAUCUAUAUGGUGCAGCCGAUGCCGAUGUCAAUGCAUCCGAUGAUUCAGCCACCCUACGGUAUGCCACCACCAGCACCAGGAAAGUUUCCGCUUGGAGCAUUUGUACCUGCUGGAUCUCUUUCGAUCGCUACACCGACGACGUACGGUGCCUUACCUAUGUUGUCCCAUAUGCCUCCAUAUGUUGGACGACCGCCAUCUCAAAUGUUGCGGUCAAAACAAAAACGACAACCGCUUGCGGAUCAGGAGGAACUGGAAAUAAAGAGACAAAUUGAGAUUAAGAAUGAAGCUUCGAAGAGAAUGUCAUCGAUUGACGAGAACCAAAUGGAUCUGGCGCAGACUUAUACGGGAUUAGACAAGAGAAUUUCCGAAGAGUUUAUUUCGAUCGCAAUGGAUCCAGAUAGAAAAUCGAAGGCUUCCAGUCAUUAUGGCAGCGAAAUCGGAACUGCAAAAACUUUUUAAUAACUUUUUACAGUAAUAAUUAAGGGCGCUUAAUACAAAAAUGAAAAAGCUUAUAAAAUUUACUUAUAAAAUCUAUUAUACAUACUUUUUUCAUACUUAAAAUAUACAAUAAUACAUUAUAGAUUUACAUCGUUAUCUCUCAUGCAUUGAAUUAUUCAAUUUUGAGUAACAUUCAUUUAUUCAAAACGUGAUGUCUUGUUACAUUUAUCAUCGCAUUGGUUUCUUGAGGCAUUUUCAAAAUACAAUUUUGAAGUGUGAGACAAUUAAGCUGCAAUUAUGUUGUUAAUUAAUAUAAUCUUUAUAUCGUAUAUUUUUGCUAAUGUCUGAAGAAUGCCAAUAUUUGUAACAUAUAUGCAUCAAGUUUUAUCUCAGCAGUAAACGUAUUUAAAUGCGCGAAGAAAGAUUAUUAUGAAUGACCUUAUACUAAUAGAAUUCUAAGACGUCCAUUAUAUUGCUAGUAUAAUUAAAUAAUUUUAUUAUUUCAUGAUUAAUUGUUGUUUGCAUUAUAAAAGUUUCAAAUUUUACACAUGUAAUUUCACACACAUACAAAACCGACAUUGAGAAUAAUUAAUAUAAUUAAAGAGAAUGGCGAGCGCAUGUGUACACAUAUACACAUAUACAUAAAAAAAAUUAUAAUAAUAUAUAGUUUUAUAAAUAGUUGUACACAUUUUUCAGGAUUGUUCUAUCUUUCUUAGAAAGGACGUUUUAAAGUUACCCGAUGAUUACUAUUGCAUGUACUCAACCUUGUUCUGUUACUAUGUAUCAUACUACUGUGUAUCUAUAUUCUUUUAUGCAAAUUAAAAUGUGUUAUUAUAUAUUAUCUAUGCUAUUAUAUAUUAUCUUUAAUUAGUUAAAAUUCUAUUUACUUUUAUGCUAAAAUUUGUUUUUAUGCUAUAAAAGUUCUUGUCUUAUUUGGAAAGGAAAGUUUAAGCUAUAUUAAUUUACUAAGCAUAAAUAUAUAAAUAGGAUAUAUCAUUAUCAUCAUCAUCAUCAUCAUCAUCAUCAUCAUCAUCAUCAUCAUCAUCAUCAUCAUCAUCAUCAUAUAUAUAUAUAUAUAUAUAUAUAUAUAUAUAUAUAUAAAAUUAUUACCUAUAUUUAUUACAAUACUUUAUUACAAUUUAUUUAUUUGAUAUACAUUUCUAAUUAUCUAAAACAUUUUAUAUUUCAAUUUUGAUAAGACACACAGUUUUAUAGUGUAUUUUGAUUUGACUAGUUUAAAAUAUAUAGGCUGUAUUUCGAUAUUUGUUACCAGUACUGAAAAUCUAUAAUUUACAUCACGUAUACUAUAUAUAUAGAUUUUUUAGUACUGACAGUGAAUAUUGGAAUAUAGUCAUAAUAAUGAUUUUUUUUCCAAAUGAUUUAGACUUCUAAAUUAAUUUAAUUAUAGUUUGUAUAUAUAUAUAUAUAUAUAUAUAUAUAUAUAUAUACGUAUGUAUAUGCACGCGCGCGCGCGUGUGCUUGUUGCGUAUGUGUAAUUUUUGUUAUACAUUAAUACAAAAUAAAUUUUUAUCUGAAACUAA